CAUGCAAGUCUAUUGGAAUCUCCCUUUCCCAAGGCUUUGGAAUCUUUUUGACAUUUCUCCCUCAGCAACAGAAGAUAAAAGCCAUGAUGUGAUGAAUAAGCCACACAAGUAAGAAAUACAGGUAUGAACUACAGGCCUCCAAAGAAGAAUUGACCUUGCUGAGGAUCUGUGCCACGCACUGGAAAUGUCUGAGAUGUUAGGAGGGACUGGUAACAUCCAAACAUACAAAACCAAAUAAGCAAACUAUUGCACCAACACUACCACCACAUUUUACCACAAAGGAAUGCCACUGUACAUGGAUUCCAAACAGGCUAAAAAGAAAAAAAAGUUGAUUAGACCUCAGACUGCCCACUGAACGGGAUGACAGCCACGGCUGCCAUGGAGACACCAAAAAUGGAGAAGAGUGCCUCCAAAGAAGAGAAGCAGCAGCCUAAGCAGGAUAGCACAGAGCAGGUCAAUGCUGAUUCUGAAGAGUGGAUAAGCUCUGAGAGUGACCCUGAACAGAUGAGCCUUAAGAGUGGCAACAACAAUGACAACAGCUGCGAACCUGGUGAUGCUCAGUUGAACAAAAAGGAGAUUCCCUCCAAACCACACCGCCAGCUCUGUAGGUCACCCUGCCUAGAUCGUCCAAGCUUCUCCCAGAGCAGCAUUCUACAGGAUGGGAAGCUUGACUUAGAAAAGGAAUACCAAGCCAAGAUGGAUUUUGCUCUAAAGCUGGGCUAUGCAGAGGAACAGAUUCAAUCAGUGCUGAACAAGCUGGGCCCAGAAUCACUUAUUAAUGAUGUGUUGGCAGAGCUUGUCAGACUUGGGAACAAAGGUGAUUCGGAAGGGCAGGUCAACUUGAGUCUGUUAGUGCCUCAGGGGCCCAGCUCCAGACAGACUGCAAACCCUGAACAGUCUCUUGAAGAUGGAAUAGACAACAGUGACAAUUUGAGGCCAGUUGUCAUUGAUGGAAGUAAUGUGGCAAUGAGCCAUGGGAAUAAAGAAGAGUUCUCCUGCAGAGGAAUACAACUUGCUGUGGAUUGGUUUCUAGAUAAAGGCCAUAAAGAUAUUACUGUAUUCGUGCCUGCAUGGAGAAAGGAGCAAUCCCGCCCUGAUGCACCAAUUACAGAUCAAGAUAUACUACGUAAACUGGAGAAGGAAAAGAUUCUUGUCUUCACUCCAUCCCGAAGGGUCCAGGGCAGGAGAGUUGUCUGCUACGAUGACCGGUUCAUAGUCAAAUUGGCUUUUGAUUCCGACGGCAUCAUUGUAUCUAAUGAUAACUACAGAGACCUUCAAGUCGAAAAGCCAGAGUGGAAGAAGUUUAUAGAGGAGCGGUUGCUGAUGUAUUCUUUUGUGAAUGACAAAUUUAUGCCUCCAGAUGAUCCUUUAGGACGCCAUGGCCCAAGCCUUGAAAAUUUCUUAAGAAAGAGACCUGUUGUUCCUGAGCACAAGAAACAACCAUGCCCUUAUGGCAAAAAAUGUACCUACGGCCACAAGUGCAAAUACUACCAUCCGGAGCGGGCCAACCAACCCCAGCGUUCGGUGGCUGAUGAGCUCCGCAUCAGUGCCAAACUGUCCACAGUGAAAACCAUGAGCAAAGGCACCCCUGCCAAGUGUGGCACAGGGCUGUCUAGUGCCAAAGGUGAAAUAACCUCAGAAGUCAAACGUGUGGCCCCCAAGCGCCAAUCGGAUCCCAGCAUUCGGUCCGUGGCUGUGGAGCCUGAGGAAUGGCUGUCCAUUGUCCGUAAGCCUGAGGCCAGCUCUGUCCCCUCACUUGUGACUGCCCUAAGUGUCCCCACAAUCCCACCCCCCAAAAACCAUGCAGUAGGUGCACUCAAUACCCGUUCAGCCAGCAGCCCAGUGCCAGGAUCUCAUUUUCCCCACCAGAAGGCCUCAUUGGAGCACAUGGCCAGCAUGCAGUACCCCCCCAUCCUGGUUACCAACAGCCACGGGACGUCUAUUAGCUAUGCUGAGCAAUACCCAAAGUUUGAAUCCUUGGGAGACCACGGCUAUUAUUCAAUGUUAGGUGACUUCUCCAAACUGAACAUCAAUAGCAUGCAUAAUCGAGAGUACUACAUGGCUGAAGCAGACCGGGGGGUGUAUGCCCGGAAUCCCAACCUGUGUUCUGACAGUCAUAUGAGCCAUACCAGAAAUGAAAACUAUUCCUCUUACAACAACCUGUACUUGGCUGUAGCUGAUACCUAUCCUGAAAGCAAUUUGAAGCUACAUCGAUCAGCAUCUCAGAACCGUCUUCAGCCUUUUCCUCAUGGUUACCAUGAGGCCUUAACACGAGUGCAGAGCUAUGGUCCAGAGGAUUCUAAGCAAGCCUCCCACAAGCAGUCAGUUCCCCACUUGGUUCUGCAUGCCCAGCACCCAGCAACUGGAACACGAUCCAGCUGUCCUGGAGACUACCCUAUGCCUCCCAAUAUCCAUCCUGGGGCGACCCCACAGCCAGGACGUGCCCUGGUGAUGACUCGUAUGGACAGCAUUUCUGACUCUCGCCUCUAUGAGAGCAACCCCAUGAGACAAAGACGACCUCCUCUGUGCCGGGAACAACGUGCCAGCUGGGACCCAUUGCCCUGUACAACUGACUCCUAUAGCUACCACUCAUAUCCCUUGAGUAACAGCCUCAUGCAACCAUGCUAUGAGCCAGUCAUGGUACGGAGCGUGCCUGAAAAGAUGGAACAGCUUUGGAGGAAUCCUUGGGUUGGAAUGUGCAAUGAUUCCAGGGAGCAUAUGAUCCCAGAGCACCAGUAUCAGACCUACAAGAACCUCUGCAAUAUUUUCCCUUCAAACAUUGUCCUUGCAGUAAUGGAGAAGAAUCCCCACACAGCAGAUGCCCAGCAACUGGCAGCCUUGAUUGUUUCUAAGCUUAGGGCUGCACGUUGACAUAACAUAGAACUUAUUCCUUUAAAUAUAAAUAUUAAUACUAAUAAUGCACUAAUACUAUGAUAAUAGUAACUAAUAAUUUUGUGUUGCACUUUACAAGUUACAGAGUAUUUAUGUCAUUGAAGUGCAUAACAACCUUGUGAGGUAAGUCUUACUAAUGUCUUGUUUUCUAGACAAGGAAAUUGAAGCUCAGUGAGAUUAAGUGACUUGCCAAGGUCACACUGCUAGCAAAUGACCAAGUCAGGACUCACACCCAAGUCCUCUGACUCCAAGUUCCGUGCCCUUUUGCACUGCACCAUGCAGGUAAUGGAAGACAAAACCCAGGGGGAGAGGCCUAAAUGCAAGAAACCCCAAGGGAUUCCAUUACCAACGUUUUCUUAGUCACACAUUCUAUAUUACAAAGUAUCAAUGAUACAUCUAAUUUAGAGAGCAAGAGCAUCAAGAUCAGAUCAUAUGUUGAAUUAACCUUUUAGGAUUUUUAAUAGGAAUAUUUAAAGCGAUGUAAAAGUAAAUGCAUACUUUAUUGCAUGGAUAUCUGACCAUUCAAUAUUUUUAUUUACCAAGCUAUAGGGUCACAUCGAAGCUUCUAGAGCUAUAUUUCAAACCUAUUGUUAGCAAUUAUAUUGCAUGUAUGACUGUAUGUGUUUAGUUUGAGAUGUAUGUGUAUCUCUGUAUAAUCUUUUAUAUAGUGACGAUGAGAAGAUAGGCUCAGCACAGUCCUUAGUCUACAGCUGUAUAGAACACAAA
Molecule: messenger RNA, 3618 nt
Organism: Diceros bicornis minor
Lineage: Eukaryota; Metazoa; Chordata; Mammalia; Perissodactyla; Rhinocerotidae
Gene: ZC3H12B
Product: zinc finger CCCH-type containing 12B
Exons: 6
Coding region: 361-2871 (836 amino acids)
Cellular component (GO): nucleus; cytoplasmic ribonucleoprotein granule
Molecular function (GO): metal ion binding; mRNA binding; RNA endonuclease activity
Source: RefSeq, a predicted model, not a curated record